Mus caroli (Ryukyu mouse) is the source of this 3997-nucleotide messenger RNA. RefSeq names its product patatin like domain 1, omega-hydroxyceramide transacylase (gene Pnpla1). Lineage: Eukaryota; Metazoa; Chordata; Mammalia; Rodentia; Muridae. The record is from RefSeq and is a predicted model, not a curated record. Gene Ontology annotation, molecular function: triacylglycerol lipase activity. Gene Ontology annotation, cellular component: membrane; cytoplasm; lipid droplet. Gene Ontology annotation, biological process: lipid homeostasis; triglyceride catabolic process.
AGCCUGUCCGUGAGGGAGGCACAGGGCGAGGCAGAGAUUUUGCAACUGGAUGCUGAGGGCUGAGAGGCACCUCCUCUGUGGACACCAUCCAGAGCAGGGUGCAGGGAAUGCCCCGCUCCUAGGUGCGCUUCGGAUGGGUGGAGAGCGCUGAAGAGCCUGUACCUGUCAGAAGUCUAGCAAAGGCAUGAAGUGAGCAAGGGGGUCUGCAGGACCACGCCCCUGCCCAUGACUCUAAGGACUGUCUACAUUUCAUCCAAUACCUGGGGUCCCCUAUCAACCCUUCAGGGGUGCCUCUCAGCAGAGCUAAACAGGCCCAGGCAGUGGCUGGAUGAACCACCCGUGGAUGCCUGACUGGGCUGGUAGAGUUGCCACAUUCCCUGCUCUUGGCUGGCGGAGGAAGAGAUACUGAGCCAAGGCAGACAGGUGUGGGUUCUUCCUCCGCUGGGAGGCCAGAGACCCCGAACAUGGACGAACAGGUGUUCAAAGGAGACCCAGACACCCCUCAUUCCAUCUCCUUCUCCGGGAGCGGGUUCCUUUCCUACUACCAGGCUGGGGCUGUGGACGCUCUGCGAGAUCUGGCCCCAAGGAUGCUGGACACAGCCCAUCGCUUUGCAGGGACGUCAGCGGGAGCGGUGAUUGCGGCCUUGGUCGUCUGCGGGAUUGAGAUGGAGAAGUACCUCCGAGUGCUGAAUAUGGGCCUGGCGGAGGUGAAGAAGUUCUUCCUGGGACCUCUGUCUCCGUCCUGCAAGAUGGUACAGAUGAUGCGACAGUUUUUGUACGAUGUGCUACCGGAAGACUCCUACAAGUUCGCCACCGGGAAGCUGCAUGUGAGCCUCACCCGAGUCACGGACGGAGAGAACGUCGUGGUUUCCGAGUACCGAUCCAAGGAAGAGCUCAUCGAGGCCCUGUAUUGCAGCUGCUUUGUUCCUGUCUACUGUGGCUUCAUCCCCCCAACGUAUAGGGGAGAGAGAUACAUCGACGGUGGCUUCACAAGCAUGCAGCCCUGUGCCUUCUGGACAGACUCCAUCACCAUCUCCACCUUCAGCAGCCAGCAGGACAUCUGUCCGAGAGACUGCCCCACCAUCUUCCAUGACUUCCGAAUGUUCAACUUCUCCUUCCAGUUUUCUCUGGAGAAUAUCACCCGCAUGACACAUGCGCUGUUCCCCCCGGACCUGGUGAUCCUGCAGGAAUAUUACUAUCGGGGAUACAAUGAUGCUGUCUCAUACCUGCGGAGGCUGAAUGCAGCGUACCUUGACUCUCCCAGCAAGAGAGUGAUUUUCCCGAGGGUUGAAGUAUACUGCCAGAUAGAGGUCGCCCUUGGCCAUGAGCCCCCACCUCCGAGUCUGCAGAACCUGCCAGCACCGAGGAGAAGCCCAGAAGACUCCUCACAAACCCAUGUACAGGGGUCUCCCAAAAAGGACAGAAAGGACAGCCAUUCCUCAGCCGCCCCCUCAGUGCAGACACCUGAAUCUGGGUGCAAGGGGUCUGUGGAUUCACCCGUGUCACUACGGGUCUCUACAUCCAAGCAACCAUCCGUAUCGCCAUUAUCCCCAGCCCAGCCGGUCCCAGUAAUAAGGCCCACUGGCCCCAGUGACAGUUGCCCAAUAAAUGUUCAAACUCCAAACCCGGAGCGAGGAGUGAAGGGUGCCCUGGACUCUGCCACAGAACGAGGAGUGAAGGAUGCUCUGGCCUCUGCCACCGACGAACAGAGCACAACCACCUUGCCACCUGUGUUGCUCCCAGCUACAGACUCACGAGGCUUAAAGACUGGAUCCUCUGUGCCUAUUGGGUCACCCGAGUCCCCUAGACUGCUGCGCAGAUCUUCCCAGGGAGCCACACCAGCCAGGGCAACACUUGGACUUCCGCCCCUAAGUCCUUCAACACCACCUGCCCGGCCACCUGUGGAGGACCUAGGCCCAGAACGACCCCCAGCUACAGGGUCUCCCGCCUCAUCACAGCUGACAGGCUCGGCAGCACCGGGUACCAGGAAGGAAGCCCCCCACAAGCCUCUGCUGGUGGAGGGUCCUGGUGAGGAUUCAAACACCGCAAAAACGAUGUUCAAGAGGAAACAGAAGACCAAUGCCACCAGAGAGUGCUUCCACAGAAAUGCCCAGUCCAAGAAGCCGGCGAGCAAACUGAAGUCUGCACCUUGUCCACUUAACUUUCCUGUACUCCCCAAGACAGUUUGGGUCACGUACAAACCUCAUCCCAGCCGGAUCCAAGAAUACAGCUACCCCGAGGGAGUGAGUGGCCAGAGCUCCUAAGCCGGAGCAGGAGAAACCCCAGUGACCUGGGUCCAGCCUUCCACCCGAGGCCUGUUGGGACCAGGGGUGCCCUCAGCCAUCCAGUGCUGCAGAAAGUCUACUCCCCCAAGUUUGGGUUUCCUGGUCUUCAGAGUCUCCUGCUUCCAGUCUUGCUGUCCUCCCACCAUUCUGCUCUGGAUGGACAGGCAGACAUCAACACAUACCACUCAUGGUCCAUCCAUCUGGGAGGAGGGACACAAUCCUGCUUUUGUCCAAUCCGGGGGCAAGCAUACCUCCUGACUGUACCUCCUGCCUACAAUGCGAUCAAGCACAUCUGUGCUGUUGGAGCAAGCAAGCUUGUUUACAGAAGCAGAAACCAGCUGCUUGUUAUCUUACAUAACUAGCACCCUCCAGUAUCCAGGAAGUUAUCUGUCCUUGGGCUCGUGGGGCUUAUAGGUUCAUCUGUCCCUGAGCAAGUGGGACUUUGAGGUUGAAAACAUUUUUGUUUUAUAGAUUUCUUAGGCACAGUAAUUAAAACUUAAGACACAACUUUAGCCUUUGCACUUUAAGUCUUUGGCAGAACUGUUGCAGACUCUAUGAAAGCACUGAAUCAAAUAAAAAAUAAAAAGGACGUGACUGCUCCCAGAUAUGGGGAAGCUAGUUUAUUGCAGACACAUGGGAGAAAAUAGCCAGAGCCAUCUGUGAGUCCAGAGUGAAUGUGACCCUGAGGUGGGCCAUGUGAGAAGGUCAGGAGCCAAGAGGCCCAGAUGUAAAGGGUAAAAUAAACACGUAGCCAAAUGGAUGGAUUAUAUAGGGAAGAACAGCUGGGAGAAGGGCAGCCCAGCACCUAUGCUGGAGAGUUCAGGGUAGAGGCCCAGGGAAGGCCAGCCUGGAGAACCCUGUAACAGCUAGGACUGAGGGAUACUAAGUGCCUGGCCUGGUCCUCUUUGCUACAUUAAUAGGCAUCUCAGCUGAGAACAAAGGAGCACUCAAGACCUGGUGUUAAACCAGUCCUGGAGACUGGACCACAGGCUCAGCAGAUACAGGCACAAAUAGACCAGAUUCUAGGCAGGUGGCACACUUGCCUGCGCGUCACAGUUACCCUUCUAAGUCUCUUGGUCACUGACCUUGGGAAGGAGGCCUUGUUCUGCCAAAGGCGGCUGUGAAGAAAGUGUACCCUGCAGCUUGCUGCAAGGCGGAGUCACUCUGGCUAGGAUUUGGAAGAUGGUUCUCACUCUAAGCCUCAAUCUCCAGCCUGUCCUGCAGAAGGUGGUCCCCAUUGCUCCAGCCCAGCCAGGCCCAUACCACAGGCCACACCAGCAUGUGCUUAACUCAAAUGCUGGCUUCGAAACUGAGCACCUCCAACGUCACCAUCGUCCAAAGAGACAGAACCCCCUUGUUGGUUCUCUAGGGUUCUGUUAGUUUCCCCCGUUUUGAGGUAAUGCAGGUGUUUAUUGCAGUUCCAGGGUUGGCAGAUAAACCCCAGGAUGCCUUGUGACUGAAACCUCAGGCAAACACCAAACAAUUGUUUUUCCUUGUAUCUGUUCCUGACAUCGAAAUCAUUUACCCGAGAUUCAGAUUUGUUGGGUGUAGCCACCUGCAGCCACUGGGAAGAUGGGGUUUUGUAUGGGAAAGGCUGGGAAACUAAUUAAUGAGCCAAGACAAGGUUUUCUGAUUAAGGCCAAUGUUUAUUUAUGAGUCUGAGCUUAUAAAGUCCACCAUGCCAGGAUCUCCUUGCUUUGUCAGGUUAGUAC